AUGACGAGAUACACCAAGUUAGACGGGAGGCGAUCGCUUGCCAAAAAGACCGUGGACUCGGACAGCGAGCCCGAUGUUCCUCCUGUUGAGCUCGAGGUGCAGCCAUCUGUGCUGGAGUCUACACUCGAAACGCCUUCCGCCGACCAAAAGAACAAGCAAAUGAAGGACAAGAAGGACAAGAAGGACAAGAAGGACAAGAAGGACAAGAAGGACAAGAAGGGCAAGAAGGACAAGAGUGAUAACGACGCUGGCGACGAAGCUGCCGACCCCGCCGAUGUCAAGCAGGAAGCACAGCCCACAGAACCGGUCGCAUCGACGUCUGCAUCCGCCUCCGUCGAUCCUGCACCAGCUGCGCAAACCGCGACAGCAGCAACAGUUACUGCAGAUACCGAGCCACCAACGGUAGAAAAGCUACUCAAGCGCGCCAAGCUGCUCAAACUCAAGGCGAAGAAAGCCAAGAACGAGGAAAGCAAGAAACGAUUCCAACGCAUGACGCGCGAUGUGGAGCGUCAAGUGGAAGAGAUGUUCGGCUCAUUCGAAUACGGACCCAAAGGCCAAUUGAUUCGUCUGGGAGCACCGCAAACGGAUACCAUGUGGCAAUCACGACACAAAGGCCAAGAUUGGUCGGCGACUGCUUCUUCGCACGGUGGUGAUGGUGGAUGGGGAGCGCGUGCUGGUGGACAUUCCAACGGUGCUGGAGGAUAUUCUCAGAACGACAACUACAAGAGCAGCAGCAAUGGCUCUCACUGGGGCAAGACAGAUGAAGAGAAAAGGAUGGAUCGACGAGAUGCAAGACGCGAGGAGCGCGCCGAGCAGCGACAAUCGAAACUAAAGUGUUUCGCCUGUCGCGGCAUGGGUCAUUCUGCCAAAGACUGCCCUAAUGCCCUGGAUGCACAAUCGAUCUCUCUCAAGGCCGAUACUGCACCUAGUGAUUCGCCCAUGAUUGGACGUGACGCUGUGGGCAUCUGCUUCCGCUGCGGAUCCACCGAACAUACUCUCUCGAAAUGUCGCAAACCGGCGCUCAAGAACGACGCGCUCCCGUACGCCACCUGCUUCAUCUGCCACUCAAAAGGCCAUCUUUCGUCCAAAUGCCCGAACAAUGCUGGACGCGGUGUCUACCCGGAAGGUGGAUCGUGUAAGCUCUGUUCAAGUGUAGAGCACCUCGCCAAAGACUGCCCGUUGGCCAUACGAAACGAAGGAAAGAGUCACAAGGCGGACAAGGAGGCGAAAUCAUUGGUCAACCAGGUCAUCGUCGGCAGCACAAAGAAUGCAACGAAUGGCGGAGACGAGGACGAGUUCCAUAGCUUUGCCAGGAAGAGGGCCCAAGUGGAUAGCGAGGCCAAAGCGGACAAGAGAGAGGCCAAGAAGCUAAAGAAGGACGUCAAGGUGGUCUCUUUCUGA
Messenger RNA from Mycosarcoma maydis (corn smut), 1401 nucleotides. RefSeq lists its product as uncharacterized. The transcript has a single exon. The coding region runs from base 1 to 1401 and encodes 466 amino acids. Gene Ontology annotation, molecular function: zinc ion binding; nucleic acid binding. Lineage: Eukaryota; Fungi; Basidiomycota; Ustilaginomycetes; Ustilaginales. The record is from RefSeq and is a predicted model, not a curated record.